Molecule: messenger RNA, 1403 nt
Organism: Periconia digitata
Lineage: Eukaryota; Fungi; Ascomycota; Dothideomycetes; Pleosporales; Periconiaceae
Source: the annotation of a GenBank genome assembly
UUGACAACUUCUCUGCCGUCUCUUUUCUCCUACGAGUUGAUACUGUGCUCGCUGCUUCUCAUACCAUGUCAAACCGCCGCAUAUUGCUGACGUUGCUUACUUGCGUCUCUGUAACUACGCACGCCAUUCCUUCAUCAAUUGCUCCGGAAGAUCAUGAGCAAACAGUUGAGAAGCGACGACUAGGACCACUCAAGUUCUUAUUCCACUACCAGUCGCAAAAUCUGACUUACUCUGAAUGGAUCACACUGCUCACCCUGUGUCUUGCUCCUGUAGUGGUCCAUCUACUUGCCAGUGUGCCUGAGUCUGUUGUUCUCGAUGGAAAUCCACCGCGUUUCAUCGACUACCUUUGUCACUACAACCCAACUUCAGUAAUAUGGCGGUACUUUGCAAUAAUGGACAGCCGGGUACGCUGCCGCAACUGGACACCAGAGGAUAUGGCAGCUGCAAACGCACAUUUUUGGACACACGAAACAUGGGACAGUAGCCAGGAGAUGAGAAUCAUACAACGAGCUCGCCUUCAUAUGCCUCCACGCGCGUACAAUGCACCAUCCCGAUCGUACAUUGACCCCACCUCCGGGUCAGCUAUCAAAUCGGUGAUCGCCACAUUACAAGGUGUUCAGGCGAUGUACACCCUCAUAUCGAGUCACUCGCCCGGCAACGCGUUCAUGUCAGACCUCAGCCUUGCAUCCAUCUUCCAACCUUUCGCCAUACUCGGUCUGUUACGUCUCCCUGCUGCUCCUUGGAUGUCCGAACACUAUAUCUACGACUACCGGCCCACCAGAGGCUACUCCACGCUACGGACGACUGCAGUCGAUGAUGACAGCCAAGCCCCAAUGCUUUCCCUCGAACUCAAAACACUUCAGCCCAGCAACAGCGAAACACAUCCAGGCCCCUCCGCGGCUUUCAAAUCACAAAAUACCGCUAACGCAGUAUCCCAAAACUUUUACCCGGCCUCCAGUAUUCGCGGAAUUCUAAUCCGCGCCCUCUACCUCCUCGCAAUGCUCGCGCUGGCCGCUUGGACAUCCACCAAUCCCUUCCCCGAUAACACUAUCGGCACCACCUUCACCGUGACCGGCUACAUGCACACCAUCUUCUACGCUUUCUUCCUCGAUGCCACGGUCCUCAUCUUCGCAUUCUAUCUAUGUACCGGACGAUCUACGACUACUGUUAUACCGUGUGUGCAGCAGACGUGGUAUCAAGUGUAUACUGCGGUCGUAUUCUUGGGCAUGAUUCUGUUCAUUGUACUAGCAGCCUUGCAGACGAGAAAAACAUGGUGCGGUGCUUGGACCACUUUCCCGGUUAUGUGGGAGUGGGGUUGGAGAGAUUGGGAGCCUUGUCCGGUGGAUUGUGCGAGGCUGGGUAUAGUGGGGAAGGUACUAAAGGAAGGUAGUUGUGCUGCAUAG